GCGCUGCAGCCUGCCCUGGUAACUUCCUUCUUUAAGGAACACGUCAUGUUCUGAUCUCUCAGUCUGUGCCACGCUCGCUACUUCGGUUCUGCUGGAAGGAAAACAGUCACGGCUGUAACUUGCUCCAAGAUGACCAUGAUGCCGCGUGUGUGUGUGCUGCUGGUGGUUCUCGCGCUGACUGCCGGAGAGGAGGGCGCACGGCUUCUAGCCUCCAAGUCCCUGCUGAACCGCUACGCUGUGGAGGGCCGAGACCUCACCCUGCAGUACAACAUCUACAAUGUGGGCUCCAGUGCUGCCCUGGAGGUGGAACUUUCUGAUGAUUCCUUUCCUCCUGAAGACUUUGGAAUUGUGUCGGGAAUGUUGAAUGUUAAAUGGGACAGAAUAGCACCAGCUAGCAACGUGUCUCAUACGGUGGUGUUGCGCCCCCUAAAGGCAGGGUACUUUAACUUCACCUCAGCUUCUGUCAGCUACGUAGCCCAGGAAGGAGGACAGGUUGUGGUGGGUUACACCAGUGCCCCUGGCCAGGGGGGCAUCUUGGCCCAGAGGGAAUUUGAUCGGCGUUUCUCUCCUCACUAUCUGGACUGGGCUGCCUUUGGUGUGAUGACUCUGCCUUCUAUCGGAAUCCCUCUACUCCUCUGGUACUCCAGUAAGAGGAAAUAUGACUCGCCAAAAGCCAAGAAGAACUGAGGACCAGUUACUGGUUUUGAGGGAUGGGGUGUGGGGACUGAGCCCGUACCUAAACUAAAAGUGGAAAUGGACAGUACCAAUGAAAAUAACAGCAGUACAUCAGAAAGAGAAACCUAGGAAGUAAAGGGGGGAAUGGAAAUGAACAUAUUUCCAAAAGACAGCACAUCUGUGUUUGCUACUUUUCCAGCUAUGUAAAAUCGUGUAAUUGUCGAUUUUUGUAAUCUGAAUUUAAUGUAAAAAAAAAUUCCAGAAUGUUCAAUUACAGAUAUUUGUUUUUUCUUCUAAUGGUGCCUGCUUGUUUCUGCUCAUCAGCCUCAAACUAAGAAUCAGUUCCAAAGUGGUUUGGCCAUCAUAAUGUUCAGAUGGUUUUGAGUUGUUGGCUUACUUUGUCCAGGAUUAAGCAGUAUAAAAAGCUCUUUAUUGAGCAAACGUUCUUUUAUUUGGAAUUGCCAUUUGUAAUAUUUUUAACCAGAAUGUUGAGUUUGGUUUACUACAUUGGGGCAGAUUUACUGCACUAAUGAGAGGAUCUUCAAAAAUGUCCCCAGGACAAGAUGAGGUUUUCAGUUUUAUCAGCAUUCUACUGUUAUCUUCAUUAUGAACAACACUAGGUAAAUACAAUCUGAUGUGAAAUUUCUUUUUCUAAAGUUUUGGAAAAGAAGGAAAACUGAAUUUACAACAUAUGUUCAAGAUCUUCAUGAUAUCACCACCAUGCAAGGGAGGAAAAAUGUUUAUGGAUACAGAAUGACAUGUUUAAAGCAUUCACAUUUAGUUUUCACUCUUGCUGGUUAUUCUCAUACUUUCUUGAUUUGGACUGAAAUUAACUGAAGGGUUGUAGAUAAACAAGCAUGUAAAAUACUAUUCCUUGCAGUGCAGGAACACAAACAUGAACACUGCAAACCAAAACUCUGCAGUCAUCUUUUCAAAUAUAAUAAAGCAGCACAACAAAAAAUGUUGCUGCAUAAAUAUAGCUGAGUUGAUUAACAACAAAUUUGUCUGUGUGGCUGGUUGACCUUUCAUGACCUCUGUAAACAUUAAUAUCUUAAACUGAUAUUAAACUAAAAGUUUUCCUCCACAAAUGUUUGACUCCAAUUUUGUUAGAUUUGAUGAAGGUGGGGAGACCAACUGCACUAAGGUGUUUCUGUGGCAUUGAUUGGGAUAGACAGCUGGUAAA
This is a messenger RNA of Poecilia latipinna (sailfin molly), 1858 nucleotides long. RefSeq names its product signal sequence receptor, beta (gene ssr2). Gene Ontology annotation, cellular component: endoplasmic reticulum; membrane. The record is from RefSeq and is a predicted model, not a curated record. Lineage: Eukaryota; Metazoa; Chordata; Actinopteri; Cyprinodontiformes; Poeciliidae. The transcript has 6 exons. Bases 130 to 687 code for a protein of 185 amino acids.